AUGGCAGAUAAUGAUCUCGCGUUCAACGUGUCUCAUUCAAAAUUGUUCCAGGCGUUUGUGGACGCGGCCGUCAACUUCGCGAAGCCAUACACUCUUCCCACACCCUACCGAGUCUCGGGCCCGCUGCUUGCCAAACUCAGGGCUGAUACGGAAGCCCUCGUUCAGCCGCUCAAGGACUCUUGGAACAUGAGCGGGUGCUCCCUCUCGGUGGACGGGUGGACGUGCAUCAAGUCACGAGGCAUGGUGUGCGUCAUCGCGCUUAACGACACGGCACCCGUCAUUGUUGAGGUCGUGGACUCUAAGACUGCAAAAAAGACCGGAGCGUACCUGGCGGGACUUAUUGGCGAUGCGAUCCGCUCUGUGGGACGCCAUCACGUCGUCCAAGUCGUGAUGGACAACGCGUCCAACAACAAGCGUGCGGCCGAGUUGCUGAAACCCGAAGUUCCCCAUGUGUUCUUCACGAAUUGCGCCGCGCAUGUGUUGGACCUCAUGUUGCACGACUUCGGGAAGGUUCGGGCGGUGAGACGCGUUCUAGCCCAAGUACACCGCGUGGUUAUGAUGGUGAAGGGCAGCGCCUCCGCGGUUGUGCUUUUCCGCACACUCUUCACGAAGUUGUCGUUGGUCCGGCCCGGUGCAACGCGUUUUGGGACCCAAGUGAUCAUGGUCGGCCGCUUCUUGGAAGUGAAGAGGGCGCUUAAGGCGAUGGUGAUUAGCGAGGAGUGGGAGCAGGUGGCGGUGGCACGGUCGAAAGAGGGGCAAGCGGUCCGCACGCUCCUACUUGAUGAUGUGUUUUGGGAGCUCGUUGUCGCAGUCCAGCGCCUCAUGACUCCGGUCUAUGAGUAUCAGAAUGCGGUGCGAAACGACAAAGAGGUGAUGGCAGGGGCGGAUGCGGUCAUCCAAGCCCGUGGUGGGGACGUGGCUAAGCGCGCAUUGCUGUGCGCUCAGCUGGCCCAGUUCCACAAAGGAGAGGGGCGGCUUGGAUCACACGACGCUCGUUGGGCGGCCUCGACGUUGGUGGAGGGUGGGCGCUUGACGGAUGCCGAAUGGUGGUGGAUGUAUGGAGGGGAGGUCCAAGCGCUACAGGAGCUGGCUGUGAUGACCCUAUCACAGCCAGUCACCUCGUCUGAGGUGGAACGCUACUGGUCCGCCCUUGCUCGUGUGCAGAGGCGGGACCGGAACCGCCUGGCCGCCACAAAGAUGACUGACGUCACCUUUGUGGCGUUCACCAGGCGGGCACGUGAGGCUUUCGAUUGCAGGCAGGUUGUGCGUGAGAACCUGUAUCGUGACCUGAGCAAUGGCACACUCAAGGACGGCUGCCCCGUUCCCCCGGUCGCGCCAGAAGUUGAGGAAGAGGGGGCUGAAGUAGUGGAGGGAGAGGAGGAAGAGUGUACCACCACCAUUAACUGGGCGGAGUUCGGUAGCGUUGGGAAGAAGAGCAGGAAGAGGAAGGCGGGUCCGGGAGAGUCCUCCAAGAGGAAGAGGAAGGGGAAGGGGAAGGGGAAGGGCAAGGGCAAGGGCAAAGUUUCAGGCAGGGUUGUGAGGAAGGGAAAAGCUGCAGAGUGGGGGGAGGAGGAGGAGGAGGAGGAGGAUGACGAGGAGGAGGAAGAGGAGGAGGAGGAGGAGGAGGAGGAGGAGGAGGAGGAGGAGGGGGAGGAGGAGGAGGCGGAGGAGGAUGAGGAGGAGGAGGCUCUGGCGGUGGACAGCAGUGGGCGUGAGGAGGCGGCACCCGCCAAGAACCAAAGGGGCAUUGAUCCGUGGGAUAUCAGCGAUGGUGAUAGUGGGGAGGAGGAAGAGGAUGAGGAGGAUGACGAGGAGGAGGAAGAAGAGGAUCAUCAGUAG
Closterium sp. Naga37s-1 is the source of this 1839-nucleotide messenger RNA. The record is from the annotation of a GenBank genome assembly. NCBI's taxonomy places the organism in Eukaryota, Viridiplantae, Streptophyta, Zygnematophyceae, Desmidiales, Closteriaceae.